CCUCUUGAGAGUUAGGGACUGAUGUGAAUGUACAAUAUAUAUGUAAAGCACUGCGUAAAUUGAUGGCGCUAUAUAAGUACCUGAAAUAAUAUGGAGAGUCUGGGGACCAUAUAAUGUGUUCUCAGCACCACCCAACUUUGGUAGCCAAGAGCAGUGUUUCUCAACCUUUUUUCAGUCAAGGCACCCUUUAAAAUUAUGGACAGUCCUGAGGCACCCUUUAAAAUUAUGGACAGUCCUGAGGCACCCUUUAAAAUUAUGGACAGUCCUGAGGCACCCUUUAAAAUUAUGGACAGUCUUGAGGCACCCUUUAAAAUUAUGGACAUUCUUGAGGCACCCCAUUCUAAA
Molecule: messenger RNA, 345 nt
Organism: Staurois parvus
Lineage: Eukaryota; Metazoa; Chordata; Amphibia; Anura; Ranidae
Source: the annotation of a GenBank genome assembly